AGAAAACCACACGGUCGUUGUCUCACAAGAUAUUCCCAACCUUUUAAAUCCCCUUUUUAUCUCUCUUUUUUUUGAUCGAAUUCUUCACCAAAUCUCUCUUCCAAUUGAUACAGGGAUCAGUGUCACACUCCAACACACACCCGAGAAAUACACAGUGAAUAGCUUAUUUAUCCAAUGCCAAAGCAAGUUCUGAAAGCAGGAAGCAGACCGCCAUGGGUGGGUUUGGCAGCAGCAGUUUGGAUCCAAAUAGCGGCCGGCAAUGCGUACAACUUCCCGCUCUACUCUUCAGCACUCAAAUCCAUCAUGGGCUACAGCCAGCAGCAGGUGACGAUCCUUGGAGUGGCCAACGAUAUUGGAGAGAGUGUGGGUAUUCUCCCUGGUAUUGCCUGCAAUAAGUUCCCUCCUUGGUCUGUGCUUUUGGUUGGUACCGUGCUCUGUUUCUUUGGAUAUGGUGUUCUCUGGCUUGUUGUUAGCCAGACUGUUCAGAACUUGCCUUACUGGCUGUUAUGGCUUGCACUAUGCAUUGCCACCAAUAGCAGUGCAUGGCUUGGCACAUCCGUGCUUGUAACCAACAUGAGAAACUUCCCUCUCAGUAGGGGCACUGUUGCUGGCAUUCUCAAAGGUUAUAUUGGACUGAGUGCUGCAGUAUAUACAGUAAUAUAUAUGGUGCUUAAUGACUCAUCAUCAAAACUAUUGGCGUUCCUUGCACUUGGGCUUCCUGUUAUGUGUUUAGCCAUGAUGUACUUUAUACGGGCUUGUACUCCAGCUUCUGGAGAAGACUCUUCAGAGCACGUCCAUUUUCUUUUCACCCAAGCUGCUAGUGUUUUGCUUGCUAUAUAUCUUCUCUCAACCACAGUGAUAAGUGACACAGUUUCUCUAAGUGACACUGUUACCUACAUUUUAAUUGCCAUAAUGGUUAUCCUUCUGAUGUCCCCCCUUGCAAUUCCUCUGAAAAUGACACUUUUUCCUGCGAAGAAACUUGGACCUACCCCGGCUACUUCUUCAGACGAUUUGGUUGGUUCAACCCAAACAGAUCCUUUGUUAAUACCAUCUUCAUCGGCUACACAUCUUGGAAGUUUCUAUGAGAACGAUGAUGCCUCAGAUGUGGAAACACUUCUUGCUGUUGGGGAGGGGGCAGUGAAGAAGAGAAGGAGACCUCGUAGGGGAGAGGAUUUCAAGUUUCGUGAAGCUCUUAUCAAGGCUGAUUUCUGGCUUCUUUGGUUUUCAUACUUUCUGGGGGUUGGUUCGGGAGUAACAGUUCUUAAUAAUCUGGCUCAGAUUGGGGUUGCAGUAGGUGUUGAUGAUACAACAAUGUUGUUGGCACUCUUCAGCUUUUGCAAUUUUGUGGGUCGUCUUGGCUCGGGUGCUGUUUCUGAACAUUUUGUCAGAUCGAGAUUACUUCCUCGCACAUUUUGGAUGAUAUGCGCACAUAUAAUCAUGAUCAUAUCAUUCCUUCUAUUUGCAUCAGCCCUCAAUGGUACUAUCUAUGUUGCAACUGCUCUGCUUGGAAUCUGCUAUGGUGUUCAGUAUUCUACAAUGGUCCCCACUUCCUCUGAGAUUUUUGGUUUAAGGCAUUUUGGAAUAAUCUACAAUGCCAUGGCAUUAGGCAAUCCUAUUGGUGCAAUCCUCUUCUCAGCUAUUCUUGCUGGUUAUGUAUAUGAUGCAGAAGCUGCUAAGCAAGGAGGGUCUACCUGUGUAGGUGCCGAUUGCUUCAGGCUCACUUUCCUGGUUCUAGCUGGCGUUUGUGGCCUGGGCACUGUCUUGAGCAUAAUUCUGACCAUUCGAGUACGACCAGUUUACCAAUUGCUUUAUGCUGGCGGUUCUUUCCGACUUCCUCAGAAUUCAGACCACUGAGACUGGAGUUACUAUUAUCUGAUAGGAUCAGAGGCAUACGGGUUUUGUGGAGGUAUGAUUCAAUAAAGUUAGAUGCCUAGCUAGGGAAUAUCCACAUGCCUUUGCUCUGUAUUAUUUCUCCCCAAGCUGAUUUGUUUGUUGUGGGCCUGCUAAUGGCAAUUUGUUUGGGGGGGGGGGGCUUUGAGGGAGUGUAUUUUUUAUGUAUCAACACAAUCACAUGCCAUCUUGAGAUAAAACAUUCCAAAUUUUGACAUAAUUUAUCCUGCUGUAUCUUUAGCUUGGUUGGUGUGCUUUUCAGCUUACUUUGAAGACACU
This is a messenger RNA of Corylus avellana, 2169 nucleotides long. RefSeq names its product Major facilitator superfamily protein. Gene Ontology annotation, cellular component: membrane. The record is from RefSeq and is a predicted model, not a curated record. Lineage: Eukaryota; Viridiplantae; Streptophyta; Magnoliopsida; Fagales; Betulaceae.